Athalia rosae (coleseed sawfly) is the source of this 3256-nucleotide messenger RNA. RefSeq names its product transcription factor Sox-19a. The transcript is spliced from 5 exons. Gene Ontology annotation, biological process: regulation of DNA-templated transcription; anatomical structure morphogenesis; cell differentiation. The coding region runs from base 836 to 1981 and encodes 381 amino acids. Gene Ontology annotation, molecular function: RNA polymerase II cis-regulatory region sequence-specific DNA binding; DNA-binding transcription factor activity, RNA polymerase II-specific. NCBI's taxonomy places the organism in Eukaryota, Metazoa, Arthropoda, Insecta, Hymenoptera, Athaliidae. The record is from RefSeq and is a predicted model, not a curated record.
GCAUUUCCGAACACACCGUCUGCGGAGAACUACCGUCACUUCGUUGUGCGUUUUAAUUAAUAUAAUACAUAUAUACACACAUAAUACAUACCCACAUAUAUAGACGCAUUUUUGAGUAGAGGAAUAGAUAAUAAAGAAAAAAGAAGAAAAAAAAAAACAACAUUCAAGAAUAAAACAACUCAUAUUGUAUACAAUAUACGUAUGAACCAUACACAUAUACGUGUACGCACAUUCGUUCUAUUCAUUGUUAUUCAUAUAAAUCGCACGACACUGUUGAUAACGAAAAUAUUCUAAACUCGAGCAACGAAAUAUAAAUAAAUAAUUUUAAUCUUUAUUGAACAUAAAUAACAUUGGGUUUUUUAUAAACCUCGAAGGGCGCAGUGCCUCGUCAAGGAUAUUUUGAGGGACGACAAUUUCUACGGUCGUUGAACACUGCCCUCGACUUUGGACAGUUUGUCAAUUAUGGUAGUCGGUUUAUAAACCGAGAGGCUCCGAUCGAAGGAUUGUGAACACGAAGUAAUCGCAUAGUGAAAUUGAACGAAAGCAAUUCUGAAGAAAAGAACCAAUAUUCGAACAGUGACCGGAAGUAUCCGGAUUUGAUUGAGUGGUUUGAGUUUUGGUGAUUAAAAAAUUUUUCUUUCAAUCCUCUCCUCUUUUCUAAAUGAGAAAUUCAGUGACAAUAAUCGUAAAGUAGUUCGAUAUUCGAACAAUCUACUGAAUUUUUUCGUAAGAAAAAAAUUAGUUAAAUAAUUGAACUCGAGUCAAUUAGAGGAAGUGUCCCAAAAACGGCUGCAAAAUUGAGCUCGAUUUGCAUCAACGGGCCGCCGGCCAUUUUAUGAGAGCCGGCGGCGCGAUGUGCGACGGAGGAUUUACGGAGACAUUCCGUGGUAUGCAGGGUAUGUCUGGUGCUUCACCGCCCGGUGGUGCCGGCGGUGGUCCAAUGGGCAUGACCAUGGGGAGUCCCAUGAACGCGGCCAACAAGAAAAUCCAAGAAGAUCACAUAAAGAGACCGAUGAACGCAUUCAUGGUAUGGUCACGGCUGCAACGGCGAAAGAUCGCCCAGGAGAAUCCGAAGAUGCACAAUUCCGAAAUAUCGAAAAGACUCGGAGCCGAGUGGAAAUUGCUCACCGAGGACGAAAAACGCCCAUUCAUAGACGAGGCGAAGAGGCUCAGGGCGAUGCACAUGAAGGAACAUCCCGACUACAAAUACAGACCGAGGAGAAAACCAAAAACUCUCAGAAAAGAAGGAUAUCCCUACAGCAUCCCGUACCCCAGUGUACCAAUGGACGCCCUCAGAGCGGGAAUGGCCGGUGGAAUGGGACAAGCUAGCAUGGGUUCCUAUUACGGUCCCGCAGCAGCUUAUGGUACAUUAUCUGCCGCCAGUAUGGCAGCCGCCGCUGCUGCUGCCGCACAGCAAUCAGCCGCCGCGAUGUCUGCCGGUCUUGCUGCACCUGCGCAGGUGGUGAGUUCGAUGGACGCCAUGAAGUAUUCGAUGGAGGCGGACAAAUACCGAGCAGCUUACAUGCCGCCGAGUACACUGGCGAUGAGCAUGUAUUCGGAUCCGAAGUAUUUGGACUCGAGUCCGAAGUCCUAUUUGGAUCGGGGUUAUCUCGAUUCGGCGAUGACCAAGGCGUACUUCGAGUCGUCGAAAAUGUACAUGGACCAAAAAUCGGUGGAUUACAACCGCACGAGUUACGAACCGAACAAAUUGUACGAAGAAUCGAGUCCGGUAGGACCUGGUAGAUCGCCGGCGGAAUCGCCGGACAUGAGCAAACAGGCCGAACGAACGGAACAAGGAUCGUCGAGCGCCAGUUCUACCUCAACGUCGUCCGCGGCCAGUCCUGGAGGACUGAACAGUUACUAUCCAGGAUCGGGACAAUCUGGAUUACUGCCACCCCAAAUGGGACAAUAUCCGGGAUAUCAAGCCUCCCCCGCACUGGUAGGGAACGAAUUCAGACGACCGUUGACGGUUAUUCUCUGACCCGACAGAGUUUAACCCGUAUAUUUUCAAAGGUGAUUAUCAUUAAAUUACGGGUUUAUUUUCAUCGAUAAAAUUACUAUUACUAUUACAAUUAUUAUUAUUAUUAUUAUUAUUAUUAUUAUUAUUAUCGCCAUUAUUAUCGUUAUCGAGAUAUCUUUCUUUUCGCCCCUUCUACGCGGCGUUAAAAUUUUCGAUUUUUAAUUACCCUCCACACGCGUACGGUUGGAGAAUGAUCGGUGAAAUAUUUUAUCGCCGCUAUUACAUCGCGUCCUUUCAUAUUUUUAAAAAUAUUCAGCAGAUUAUUGUAAAGAUGUAAAUAGUAAAAAUUAUGCAAUGAUAUUUUGCUUGUAAAUAAGCGCAGAUAAUUAUGAUAAUUCACUAAUCUAUAUUAUAAUAUAUUAUAUUAUAUAUAUACAUAUAUGUAUAAAUUGUUGCAACUACAGUUCGGAAAAACAUAAUAUAAAAAUUAAAUUUCCUAUUGUAGCGGAACGAUGUUAUGAUAUUGUAUAAUAAUUGCAUUUCAUCAUUUAUAUAUAUAUAAAAAAAAAUAUAUAAAAUUAACGAAUAAUAUUUAAAUAUCCAUCAAAGGGGACCCGAGGUCUCCGUAUUGUAAAUAGAUGUUGACUAUAAUAUAGUUGAAAUUUUGAAACGCGAUCCGCCACGAAAAAUUCACGAGUUGAAAACGAUACGAUACAAAAAAACGAUGUUGAAUUGAUUUCAAUUUCCAAAAAACACCCUGAACGUAAUAGCGAAUUUCGACGCCUCGGGUGUCGAGUAUGCAAAAAAGGUGUUCACUACACGCGACGCGGUGUAAUUGAAUUUAGAAAAUUUAUUCGAAUUAAAGCGUUGAAAAUAAAAUUCUCAACCUUCGACUGUGAAUCGACUUCGUACGUACGCGUUGAUUUUCAGCCGAAGGGUUCGAUUGGACAAACAAUGGCGGAUUCGACAUGUACAGUGUAUAACCUUUAUAUUUGUAUUGUUAUGGAUUAUUAUAAUUAUUAUUAUUAUUAUUAAUCUUCUUAUUUUUAUUAUCAUUAUUAUCGACUCUUAACGAUUAUUCGAAUACUUCAUUAUGAUAAUUAAUCAAAGAAUAAUAAAAUAAAAUAAAACAACAAAACACGCGAAACGAAAAAACAUAAAUCCCUCCCCCUUUUACCCCAAAUAUGCAUUAUACACGCACGCAAAAAACAAUUACUUAUAAAUCUAAAACUGUAAGUUAUAACGAACAGAUAAAUUAUAAUUAUAAUAAGAAUAAAAAACCAACAUAUUAACUUU